AUGGACGCGAGUUUGGCCGAAGUGUUACAAGGGAUGUCGCUUGGAGAAGACAAAUCAAUCAUCAUUCCGGAGGAUGAUGACUAUUGUGCGAUUGAACAAGGAGAAAGGAGCAUCUUGGGGCGUCUUCUAAAUCCAUCUUGCCAGAACAUGGGUAGAAUGCUAAGGACAAUGCCAAAGAUUUGGAAGGUGUAUGAACGAGUUAGAGGCAUUGCGUUAUCAAAGGAAAGGUUCCAAUUCAUCUUUGAACUUGAAAUCGAUAUCGAGAUGGUGCUGAGACAGGGGUUUUGGACUUUUGAUGAUUGGGGUAUGGCCAUGGAGAGAUGGGUUGAAACACCACCGCCGAACUACUUACAAACGGCAAAGAUCUGGAUUCGAUUGCACCACAACCUUCCAGUUAACUACCUCCGGUUGAAGACCAUAGAUGCAGUUGCUGAUGGUAUUGGUCAUGUUAAGUUGAUUGAGUUUGAUCCUUCAAAGCCUCAUCUUUGGGAUUAUGUAAGAGUCCAAGUGGUUUUGGAUGUCAACCAACCUCUACGUGAUAAGAAGUCCUUGACCCUACCUGGUGGUCGAAUUGAGUACGUUGAUGUGGAAUAUGAACAGUGA
Molecule: messenger RNA, 603 nt
Organism: Raphanus sativus (radish)
Lineage: Eukaryota; Viridiplantae; Streptophyta; Magnoliopsida; Brassicales; Brassicaceae
Exons: 1
Coding region: 1-603 (200 amino acids)
Source: RefSeq, a predicted model, not a curated record